Messenger RNA from Monoraphidium neglectum, 783 nucleotides. RefSeq lists its product as hypothetical. The transcript is spliced from 2 exons. The record is from RefSeq and is a predicted model, not a curated record. Lineage: Eukaryota; Viridiplantae; Chlorophyta; Chlorophyceae; Sphaeropleales; Selenastraceae. Bases 1 to 783 code for a protein of 260 amino acids.
AUGGAAGCGGUGCGGCAGUUAUGGCUGCGGGAGGAGCACAGCCGCAGCACCAGCGGCGGCAGCGGCAGCGGCAGCGGCAGCGGCAGCGGAGUGCCCCGCAGCGCGCCCGCAACCUCGCAGCAGCGCUCGAGCCAAAGCCGCCUGGGCCUGGCCCUGGCGCUGCCCGGCGGCGACCAAGACAGCGGCGGCGAGGGCAGCGCCGGCACGCCGCCGCCGCAGCCGCCGCUGGCGGGCGAGCAUCCCCACGUGCUCAGGCUGCGUUUCGCGGACGGCAACGACGAGGCGCCGGCGGCGCCGCGCGGCGCGCUCGAGCCUGCGGGCGGCAGCGAAUCGGCAAGCGUCAGCGGCGGCGGCGGCGGCAGCCGGCUGGGCCCCAGGGGGCCGGCCAGCAUCUUGAAACCCUCUGCAGACCCCUCCCUCUCGCACGGCGGCGGCGGCAGGCGUGCGGUGGUGCUGCCGCCGCCGCCGACGGCGCUGCCGCCGGCGGCCGAGGAGGAUGUAGAAUUUGAGGAGCCUCUCCAAGUGGACGAGCCGCCGCCGGGGGCGGCUUUCCGCCCCAUCAUCACCAGCGGCAGCGCAGACGGCGGCGGCGGCGGCGGCGGCGGUGCGCCGGACGCCCCUGAAGAGGGCGGCAAGCGCACCGCGGCGCUGUUCCGGAAGAUGAGCAAGAAGGGCAGCGUGUGGCGGCUGCAGGAGGUGAUGCUGCAGGUGGCAGAGGUGGUCAGCUCGCCGGGGCCGGGCAGCCGCGCGGCGGCGGCCGCGGCGGCGGCGCCCUGGGCGUGA